AUGCUCUCUAAUCGAGGUAACGUCUACAUCAACGCAAGUCUGGUGGUAAGCAAUCAGUACAUUGUGCUGACAGCAAUUUCCGCCCUGUUUUUGCCGACACUUAGUUUAUUAAACAAAACUCCUCAUUUAAUGGUAGAGGGACGCUUACCGACCUUUUUUGCGAAACUCACUCGUUCCGUUGUGCUUUACGGGCUCUAACUCUCGAGCCCAGUCAGCAGCCGCACAGCGGCGCAUGAUGUAGACAUAAUGUUAUUACCGACAAAGACAAGGUAAUUGCAUUCUACUCCUCUUUCACUUACACAGUCGCCAUACAUAUUUUAUUGUCUUCUAAACCCCUCCAAGGAAGCCUGCCGGUUUUCCGAAUUAGGUCAGGCAGACUUUUCAAUACUCAGCUUUAUCGUUGUAACUGACACACAUACACACGCUUGGUGUUUUUUGUCAAAAUGAAAAGUGUUUUACUGAAUAUUAAAAAACUAACCUCAGAAAACAGUUGUUGUCGCCCCCUCCACUGGAGGUAAGCGUCGUUUUAGCGACUUUGGCUACUGUGCUGGGGGUCGGUGGACGAACUAGAAGGUCCCCUUGCCAUCCACAAGGUGACUGCGUCCACUAUAUAUGUGACAUCGCGGCUGCUCAUAGGUCUUGCUUCGGUAACGGGCACGUUCGUGAGGACGGUUGCAACUUCCAGCGGAAGCAUUUUCGUCCCAAUGAUAUUUAUGAACUUCACAUCCUUACAAGGGUCAAACUUGUAUCCUGAUGGCUAUGCUGUGUCCAACAUGGGCAACUUACCGUAUCUUCCAUGUCUCUAAAGUGUAGCCAUUCUAAACUAAACCACCUGUACGCCUUCAGACCAGCAGUCUCCCUAGGCCACCCUUAUGUGCAUCAACUGCUCCACUUGCUCACGUGGAGCGGGCCACCACAGUCGAAUGGGUAUGUGCUUGGACAAGAGGGCAGAAGAAAAUAUGCCAGCAUGAUUUGGAAACGGAGAAAAGACCUUUGCAUAACUCCUUUCUUGCGCACUUAGUAGAGACAUGUGGACUCCGUGAACGCCAGCUAGUUGGUCAAUCGAGUUCCAGCACGAUUUCUGAGGUGGCCACAAUGGCGCUUACCUGCAAUGUGGAUGGACGACAACAACCAGGCUACGCACGUACAGGCCCUUCAUUUGCUGCAGCCAACUGUCAGUUAGCUGAUUAUCCCUAGCCAGGUAGUAUCAAGCCGUUUGUCCCAACGUUUUCACGGCGUCGGAUUACUAGUGCUCUGGCCUGCUCCUUCAUUUGCUCCAAUUGCGGACCAGCCUCACUGCACGUCUGAUCGGUUAUCGACGCAGGCCCAGCCUAACCACACGCCUAAUGGUAUUGGCUCGAUCAGAAAUCACCGAACGCGCACCUGCUUUCGCCAACUUUUUGCUGAAUUUCACAGGGAAAAUUCUCACAGACUCACAGGGCGCCGCGAUACACUGCUAAAUGCAGACACUGGCAUCCAAGAUUCGAGUUCACAAUAGCAUGUGCUUUAACUACUGUUUAGAAGCUGAUUUUCUUCACACAAACAGUCUUCGAUGUUGCACGAAAAAUUUGUAACUGACUUACUGGAAUGCCUUCGAGAAGGAUGACCGACUAUGAGACUAUGUCUUGCCUAUCUUGGUUAUUUUGGAACCAUUUUCUAGCUUUCGCUCUACGUACGGGGUUUCCGACAAGACGGGUUUCAUUUACUAAAGAUGCACUCUCUCGGAGUCGUAUGGUAAUCAGUAGGAGGAGUAGGAGAAAAGUUCUGCCCCCCGUUUUUCUUACAUUGGCAUGAAUGUGUCGAUUAAAUCCACGAGAGUGACAUGGGGUAGAUACCUGAUCAGGUGUGUUACCACAUGUAUGGAUGACCGCUCUCAGUGUUGCUUGGUUGCUUGUGGCUUGGCGUCCUUCUCAUGUUACAAGGACUUGAGUACUUUAAACUGUCAGAAAGAUGACUUCCAAAUUACAAGUUCUCAUUUUUUUUAUUGAUUCCACUCUUAGGGUGUUCAUUUUGGCUAAUAUGUUUGGUCCUUCAUUUUGUGUGAACAGUUCGUGUUCUAUUCUGCCAGCAGUAAUGCCUACUCGUCCUGUCCAUUUACAUCACGGUCGGGAGGCAAUCAAAGGGUUGAGAAUCUGAGAAGGAAGGACAGAUCACUGGAACAAGUUUACUGGCAGGCUGCCACUUUAAAUCACUCUUUUUCAUUUGUUGACUGACCAUGCAGGCAAUUCGCCACUGCUACGCACCAAUCAGAGGUCAGCAAACAAUCCUAGCAGCGGAAGCAGAUAAUAUCGGCCAAGACAAGGCCGGCCCGAUGGAAGGCCGCGUAAAAUUUAAUUCGUGUCUCCCUGCAGGGCAGGUUUUGACAAUUGGUGGCAGAUCCGGGUGUCCGAACUGUCAAUCAGUCAGCAAUUUAUUCGAGUUGUCUCCACGUCCUUCUUAGAGUGCACUUUUUGUAGCGAAAUUAAUUUAACUACGCUCCCCACGGAGGUACUCGCUUGAGAUCAAGACAUAUUUCUCCAGCCUUCUGUAGUUGUAUGAUACAGCUAUGGAUCGUUCGACUCGUCAACUCGCCUCUUCGCUGUACCUACGUCAUUUUUGUCCUAACACCAGUUUGUGUUAUGAAAAUAACAAUUCUUUCUCGAAGCCUUUUCAAAUAUGAAUUUAGGUCAAACAAGUGGCAAAAGUUGCCAGGUCCAACAUUAAUUUUGAUUUAGAAAAGUUAGCUGACUGCUAUCGCGCUCAGUAGAUAGGGCUUUUAUUAGGGAUCACACGAGACCAUAGUUCCUAAUAUAUCUUUACCCAAAAGUCGGUUUCAUCUCGCAUUGGUUUAGGAUAAAACAAAAUAUCUCUCGAGAAUGUUAGGGAGUGCUUCGGGCUACAAAACGUCUCUUUCAAAAAGUUCGGUAGAUGAACGUGAUGAAAGCUCAUAUGCUAAGAAUCUAACGUAAUUUGUACAUUAAUAAAUAAAUUCAGAGAGGCCGAAAAGCGGAUGAGUUAUUUGUUUUUUCAUUCCUCGGACGGCGCUUUGCUGCCGUGAUGACGUUCAUCAGUUGCGCAAAACAGAAAACUGGCCUAUGACUCCCAACGUAUGCCUAGUGCACGCCAAAUGAUGGCCAUCUGGAGUUUGCAAGGCUAAGGCCGGAGCAGGAUAAUUUUCACAUUGGCAGACCGCUUCAGGAAAUAUCAAAUAAGCAGGCAACCCAAAUCCAUCCACGAACAGGCCUUUUCAGCUCAGGAGAUAUGUCGAUCUUUCACAGUUUUCAAACUAGUUUUACGUUACAACUAAGGACUGUUGGGUAUUUUCAAGUACUCUUCGUCAUUGGAAAGUUGUAGAAAUGCUUAAAAAUUCCUCAAGUUCAACUUUGGGUAGCUGUAUUUCAGGUACCUGUUCGAUAGUCUUGUUAUGCAUAUGUGUAUGUAACCAAAACGCCUUCCCUUCUUUCUCCCACCGCGCAGUUUGAUCAUGACCCACGCACUCCGACCUACAUUGCUGCCGAGACGCCACUGCCUGGUACGGUGGCUGCCUUCUGGCAGAUGGUGUGGGAGCAAUUCGCAGUGGUCAUCGUCUGUCUAGAACCAGAGAGCGCCCUCGAGCAGUCAUCGGAGGACUGCCUUGGCAGCGGACACGACAACCCUGACACAACCACUCAGGCUCGCUACUGGCCCCCGGAGGGCUCUUCGGUGUAUGGUAAAUUCGAGGUAAGACAGCAUGCCUGGUCGUUUUCCCUCAGCCGCUUCGUUUUGCGGCCGCGUACAUACUUCAUUUCUUCACAUCAUCCCCACAAGUUUUAAUGACUUCCUCCCGAUUGUACAGAGAACUCAUUGCCAUCACCCAAGGUCAUGUCAGGAUAUGCUGAUAGAUACAUGGCGAAAUUACAGUUUCAGCUUCAUCUGUUGGGGGCAGCAACCGAUUGGCCGUUAUGAUUCGACAUACUCUUCGGCCGAAAACGGUUUGACGGAGAGGAAGCAGCUGACUUUAGCCCUUGUGUUACACACGGUUUAUUGACACGUUCCAGUUUCCUGCCAUAAUAGCAGUUUAAAUUCCCUCGUUUUUAUUAUAAAACAGUGUGGGGGGUUUCGGAAUCGGCCAGCGCAGUCUGCUCAAGAAUAUCAGGCAAAGUGAGUGACCGGAACCGCCUGCUUCAUAAAAGACCGUCAGGCUUUUUGGAAACUCUGUGAUAUAGCACCAUGGACCUCUAUUAAGGAAGCUUGCCUUCCAUCACUUCCUUGCUGUCCAGCUGCACCAAAUCGAAGUGCCAUGGAUGCAAAUUUCGGAAAACUAAUUAGGAGGGCUUUCAGGGACACAUUCAUGCUCAAACUAUCCAAAAACCUCAGGAUACAGAUAUUCGAAGAAGUAACUACUAUCUACUCUAUGGCAUCUGCCGGAGGAGACGCGAUAUGCGACCCAACUCUAGUUGUGUGGAUGUGCGAAAAUAUCUCAAGCCUCCGAUAAAACGCAGUCUUUAUCAGUACUAUGUGGACAUCUGUUGUCUGUCUGACUGAGAUUAGAAUCCCAGACUCCGAGGACACCGAAAUUCUGGUGUAAACUUCCAUAUCGCCCUAUAUAACAGCCGUCCCUGUGACUCCUCCGGGGCAGACCAACAAAAUACUACUUGUUAGAGAAUCAGUCAAUGACCAGUUAGCCUACGUAAGACUGUAAUGGCAAAUUUUUUAUACCUCAUUUCUUCCCGCUUACGCCCCAACAUUAGUUCUUGACCAGCGCGACAAUCAAGCCGUCUAUGCGCAGCCGCGAUAGCUGAUUGAAAAACUCUCUCACGGGACUUUGCUUAUUAUUGCUGCUAAGUGAAAUGAGUGAACUGGACCAGACAACUCUCUAGACAACUGCCUAAUUAUGAGACUGCAAUGCCGUUGCGACUCCAAAGGCAGAAUUUUAUUCUUGCUCUGCAACUCAAGUCGAAGGAGGAAGAGACAGUGAUACGUGGCCAUUAUUUACAUCCCCUGUCCUCAAGACGGUUGAGAGAGUUCUCGAGUUCACGCAAAGCUCUCGUUGUGAUUGGAUCAUAGCAAACACCCAACUGUUUCUCGGAUGACCUCUCGAGCUAGACCUCACAGACAGCAUUCCUUCUGUAACCACCGUAAAAUGACGGUGAAGCGAGUUGUAGGAGACCACUAAAGUUAUCGGGUCGAAGCAGCGCCUUCCAUGUAGCAAGUCUCAGACAUCGGCCAUACUUCAACUCUGUUAAGUUAUUCGUCAAGUUAUUGGUAGACCGUUUGUGCGAACUUUUGCUGUAUGAUUGGCGACUUUAUUGCCUACGUCUGGACCAGGAUGUGGGCACAAGCGUGAGCACCUCAGCCAUCUUCGCGGAUCUGAUGACCAACUCGUCGCCACCCCAUUAGGGGCCUGUGUGCUUUAAGGCGAGCGGGAACUGCAGGUACUUGUCUACCGCUAUCUGAAAACCGACAUUUGAACGAACUGCACCAACUUCGUCUCACGACGACAGCAAUGCGAGAAUAUUUGAGACAGACGUUUUGUGUGGUUUGGGCGUGUUCAGUGCUGCAGCUCAUGAUUCGGUGCUUUUGCCAAUCUGUAGGUGUCAGAGAGAGGGUCGACCAAAAACCUAAUUCGGCCGAGUCAUUCAAGACAUGAUGGUUGUGCUUGAACCUUCAUUGUUCGGUCUCUGCAGCUGAAGUUAAGGGGGGUCGAGCUCUCCAAGUACGUUGCUCCAGAUCGCAUGAGUACAAACAUGUCAAGUGCAAGUAUAUUUUCGCUUACAGACCUUUCUUAUUUCUCCACACUACCAUAAGUUUCGAGAAGGCGAUAAAUGGCCUGCAAUAAUUUGCACACACAUACUUGUUUAUUCCUUCUGGACACUGCUAAUUCCGCUGGCGUCAAGCGUUUCUGCCCUUGUGUCAUUAAGUGUCUAUAAGCGGAAAUAAAUGAAUCCUAGGCCUCCUCUGUGUUCGUAUUUAACUGAAAGUGCUGAGACUUCUUUCCAUAGUUAUUCUUUUCAACAGGUCAUUUGUUCGGGGCUUUCGGAGUAAUUAAUCAAUCCAAGAAGAUCAACCGUAUCUCACUGUAUAAGUAGCGUCAUUCAGCGUUUGCUAACGAAACGGCACGCAGCAGUGUUUAUAAUGAGCGUAGGGGACUGUCGUUCAGAAAGAAAUCUUUGAUUGUUUUGGGAUGUACGGCAUCCCCCCGUCUCUUCUUAAGGCGCCUGCGGCCCCUACAGCUCCCACCCUGGUCUUCAAUCGCAGUAGAUCUUAAGGCUAAAUCUCUGUCAUCCUCCGACUUGGGCCUAUGCAUGCAGAUUUGCCGAUCGCUAACUUCCGGUCCUUGAACUAUUUCUUACUCGUGAUGCGUACUCCUUCCCGAUCUUUUGCAAAGCGUACUCGCCGGAACAGCGUGAAAGCAAGAAAUCGUGUUUGCAUCUUAGCCUUGACGUUAUAAAUGAGCCACGGGCUCUUUACACCAACCCCAGUAAGUCAUAUCUUCCUAGCUGUUCGAACUCACACUAAGCGCACUACUUUUUUUUAUACAGGUGCGAUUUGUGUCUGAGCACAGCUCCAGUGGGAACUUCGUCAUCCGAUCCUUCUACCUUAAAGAGGUCGAUUCCGGCGAAACGCGAACCAUCACUCAGUUCCACUUCCUAAAAUGGAUGGAGGAUGUGCCAUCGUGUGAAGUGAAAACGCUCCUAGAUUUCAGGCGGUAAGUUAACAACGUAUACUUUUAAUUGGGGGCUGUCUAGUCAACAUCUAAUUUGAAGAUGGACAUGCACGCUGAGGCGUUGGACCUGCUUCUGUUUUUGGUGUUUAACUGUUCGAUGGCUGGUACUUUUCCCUGGUUCUUUUCACACAUGUUAUUUUUUAUCCGUUAAACAAGCAAGCUUCCGGUAACGUCACUGGCGAUGAUCCUAGACCUAAAUAUAUGGCCUGUGAUCAGUUAAUGUAAUGUUUGCAGUUUCUCGUGCUGACUUGGCUCAUUUAACGCGUUACUUUUAUUAUAGAUUAUUUUGAAUCUCCUAGUGAAGUUGUAGACAGAGUCGACCCCAAAACUUCAUAGAGAUCCGAAUUGACUUCAGCCAGCUUCAGUGGGUAUAAGAAAACUAUGCCUUUUGAACUACUAGCAGCGCACACUUUUCACAUAAAUGUAUUUCACCAUGCUCUCCAUAUGAGUGCUAGCUAACGACCCUGGCAAGUGAAUCGCCGAUAUUUCUGUUUGUGCGUGCGGCAACUCUGAAGGCUUCAGAUCGUCUGACGAGUCCCCCAACUUUCCCCAUAUGGUUUACAGUGUAAUUGUAGAUUUUCAUUUCACCAUUAUAAUUUUAUAUAAGUACAUGUUUUGGGAGUGUGGUUGUACAAAGUUGGGUCGGAUAUGGUUAUGUAGCCCCGUCUGAAGUAAACAAAUCCCAAUCACCUCUAAUACGAUACCGGUGGAAAUAGGGCUUUUUACAGGUGGGGCAGGGGAACGCAAGGGCGACGACGUCAAGAAGUUGUGUGCAAAUGAAAAGCUAUUAGGGAUGCGCGGUUUACUUUGAGUGGUUGAGAAAUAGUUGCGCUAACCCCUAACCCUAACCCUUAGCUCCAACCUCAACAGCAUUGUGUCCAUAAGGUGGGGCUAUCGAACCACAUCCUACCCAAAUUUGCAUGCAUUAUAUAUGAUCAGACCAGUUAAGGUGACCAAAACCAGCUCAGCUCUUAGCGCUUUAAGUCCCAACCUAACAAUUUCAGUUGCUGGCACUUAACCCCAAGAUAUUUCAAGACAAAGUAAUGAUGCUGAAAUUGAAAUCUGAAGUUAUAUCAUAAAUCACCUUGGGAAACCUGAACACACACCAAUGAUUCCUAGUCCUCGCAUUUGCGUCAUGCAGUCAGAGAAGAUCUGCAGAACAUGUUUCCGGGUCCUCUGAUUUCCCCUGGUUUUUUUGCGUAUGGACUUUAUCGUUCGUUCGAGUCCACCUUACACUAGAAACUUACAACUGUGAUUUCGAACUUGAAGUCUAGACUGUUUUCUCCCCACUAGAAAAGGCAUAGUACUGAACAGCCAGUGGUGGAUUUCGCCAAAUUUAGGUUCUAAAUUCCUUUUACUGACACCAAUGAAACUGUCCCUAUGCGUCUACAGUGAAUGUAAGAACAGCGAGAGGGCGCGCUUCCUCCGCAAGAGUGGCUAAGGCGCACUGUUUGUGCGGUCUACCGGCUGCUAACGUCCUAUCAAACGCUGAAUAGGUGCUCACCACCAUGCCAUAUAACGGUCCGGGUAGCAGCUAGGGAGAGCCCCUGUCGUCCGAUUUUCGCAUGUAUGUUUACACAAUGGUUCGCCUAUUGACCACUACUUGCCUCAGAACAUCGGUGACCUGCUGUAACGGAGAGAACUGGCGCAGCCACGGCCCCACUCUUCCCUACACUUCAUACCUUCAGAUGACCGGACAUGACGACUGGAAGUCGGUGUUGGUGCAGUGAACGACCAGGUAUUCACCGGUCUCUCAAAUACCAGGCAAUGCUGUUGGCCAAGGGAAGCAAACCGGGAUUAACUCACUCGGAUAUCUCAUCAGCGUGGGCUACCAAGAGACCACGCUAAAAAGGGGUCUCUGCAGACUGACACUAAUUCAGGGGGGGGGGUGUCGAGUUAUUCCUCGAUGUUUGCUAUAUUUUACAUUAUCAGAAGACGAGGUGGUGAGCAUACGUAGCUUCCGAUAAAUUCUCGUCGGGCCAGUACAAUUAUAUGGGAAGGGGUAGAAGUAAAACACGUCAGUGAUAAUAUAAAUCGAUAAAAGUUCGUCUUAAAACACCGGCAGGGUGUGGGAAUGUGGGGGAGGGGGGGUGGUAGCAGUCAGUGUCAGGGUCGGGGCGAGAGCGGAAGGGCGCAGGAGAGUUGUAGCGUUAGUCAACCUUCAACCACUGUAGGCGCGGAGCCUGAACGUCGUUCUUCUGUGCGCACAAGAUUGGUUUUCGCAAUCUGAUGGCGGCCGCCUCUGCUGUUGCUAACAAGCGCUGUCCAGCGGUUUAGGAUAGUUCGAUGGGACCUUAUAGAUCAAACGAAACACUUCAUGGGUGUCUACAUGAUGUCCGGAGUCGACCACAUGCGCAAGAAUGGCGCUGCUUAUGCUCCUAGUUUCGCCUUUUCCCAGCCAUGCCGUGAGGUGUUCCCGUAUUCUCUUGGAUAAGCGUCGACUCGUGCGACCAAUAUAACCUGCUCCACAGGAGCAACUGAAGGAAUAGAUGCACAUUGAAGUGGUCUGGGGUGGCAUCUUAUCAGUACCUUCUCUUCUGACACUGACUGCCAUUACCCCCCCCCCUUCCCCCACAUUCCCACACCCAGUCUGUGUUUUAAGGCGAACUUUUAUCGAUUUAUCUUAUCACUGACGUGUUUUACUUCUACCCCCUUCCCAUAUAAUUGUACUGGCCCGACGAGAAUUUAUCGAAAGCUACGUAUGCUCGCCACCUCGUCUUCUGAUUUUGCGUUAUGAAAUCACCACACGCAUCACUGGUUGCCCACCCAAAAAAUUGUAUUUGACCGAAUCCCGGGCCAGAACCCAACCGCAAGGGCGGAAGAAAGUGUGUACUGCUGCCUUUUAAGUGAGAAGGGGCGUGUGGGAAUGUCCAGGGUCGGACUGAAAUUCAACCAAUCAGACAGUGCCCUUGAGUGCCUAGUAUGUCGGCUGGACUACUGGCUCGUCUGACUGGCUGGACGAACCACCAAUGCUGUUGGGAGCUGGCUUGACAUCGGCACGGAGUGUCGGCGGAUCGUCAGGACAUCGCCCUAACACUAGGCCGUCGCCACAGCUCAAUUGCGCGUCACUCGGGUAAUAGCAAUGAAGGAGCGUGCGCAAUCAUUCUCUACCUUUUAAAUCUCCCCUACGGUGUCCGUAGCAAGGCUGGGUCAAUCCGACUGGAAUGGGGAUCAGACGAGGUGACUGGCCAUUACGCCUCCGUUACUGGUACGCCACGCACGUUGAUGGUCCCGGUUCGCUCUGACGCAACAACCAUUCAUGUCGGUUCUUCACACACACCCCUUCUAACACUGUAUCCGCAUUUCUGAGAUGUGAUCUGGGCAGUUAGCGUGUCCUGCGCCUAUCUGUGCACUGUGAUAUCCGGGAAAGUGCACUUAGCGCAAGCAAAUCCCGAUAUUCUAGGCUGUAGUCAACCCCGCUGAACCUAUUGCUUUCUCUUGCUACAAUUAGAAGCAAUAGGUUUGCAGAACAGGGAUUUGGGUGGGCAAGGACCUUUCUUUGCCGGUCGUCACAGUUUACUGACAAAAGGCAGAGCUGAUUAGCGUAUUUUCCUAGUGAGGGCAAAUAAUCUGUUUUGACACAUUUGAUUAAUCCACCCUGCCAGAUUAUGAAAACUCACUGGCUAGGAUUCGAAUCCCGCCAAGACCACUGAGCUCUCACAAACGGGUUAGCUGAAUUAUUCAAAUCCGUUAAAAAAAACAAUUAAAAAGUGAGAUUGAUAGUUAUCUGGUGGAUGCUAACUUGACUGGAGAAUCCGCAUGGACAGUCAGCAUCCUUUGUCAGAAUUGAUGAAUUUCGGUGGACACUUAAACCAAAGUGUGGUCAAAUUCACUGUUCUCCAUCGGGGGAUCGUAGCUCAGGUUGUCAGAGUGCUGGCUGUACUCAAACCUUGCCUUUGCUGUCGUUGUUUCGAAUCCCAUGGAGGCCACCCAGGUUUUCACAAUUGUGUCAGCUGAAAAAUACACUAACCAAACGGAGCUAUCCUUUUGAAUUCUUUCUGAGAUAUCCACAAUGGUAGUCUGGUAAUGUUGACAUGGACGACUACGCAACUUUCUGUCACCGAAGAAUGCAGGUUUAUUCGUCCUCGGGUGCUGCAGUGCGCCAUGCCCCCCUAUUACCUUCACCAUAUGCACACGGGCUUUAGGGGGAGAUUUGGACCACUUACUAGUGAUGGAGUUAAUAUCUUCUGACAUUCAGUCUCUUUUCCUCGGAUGAAGAGCGGCCCCCAUCACACAUCCUACCGUUGACAUCAAAUCAUAAAACAGUCUUAACUGGGAUCCCUUUACAAAGAGGAUUCAGUGAAAGGCUGAGGAUGAACAGUUACUUAGGCCGGCUAGACUGUUGAAGCCACAGACUUCUUUUCUGCUGCCAGAAAAGGCUUUAUGCGAUGACUGUGCGAUUAAUCCUGUCACAGUAUGGUCGCUCGGUCCGCCCGCAAUCACGUGGCUCAUAUCGCCAUGCCCGCUUCUCCCUAUUUAUUAUCUUCUUUGGCCUUUCAUGAAUUCUACUCGUAUUGCAGGGAAUGAGGGUCUUAAUAGGUAUAAGGCCGCCGUUCGCGCUUUAAAUGUAUAAUCUCUUUUUAGGUUUCCCCAUCCUCUGUCCUAAUGCAUAUCAUCUUGUACUUUCAGGAAAGUUAACAAGUCCUUCAGAGCAAAGAAGAGCCCGGUCGUGGUGCACUGCAUGUGAGUUUGUUGCCAGUAAUUCGGCUUCUUACCAAUCUUUCAGUUUCGCUGGAAUACUACGCUUACCGCCUCCUGCCUGUCUAUUAGAUGAAAAAUAAUGUAAUAGCCGUGUUAUUGACCUAAACAAGUUGCCUCCUAACGCACGAAAAGGGGGAAGUUUUGGAUGAUAACCAAUCAGGGACAAGCCGGGCCGUAGAGGGAGUGUUCUUUCAGCCAUUGCCUCUACAUCUGAUUUUGAUUUCUGAGUGUGAAUCAAAUACGUCCAGCUUGUAGGACUUGCUUUCCAAUAAUUCGGUCUUCCCCCUUCCAAAUAGCUCUUUAUUCAGCUGGACAAAUACUGAUGCUAAAGGUAGGUAAUUAUGCUUAUACUAGAGCCUAACGCCCUGGGACAGGGUAAACAUCAUUAUGCUUCAAUAAUGUGGCAACUCCUGCGUGUGGGAAUUGUCAGCGAUUUUCCGACAGUCGGAGUCGGAGUCAGGAGGCUGACGAGGACUUUGACCAGAAGUGACUUAAUUAUACCUCAGCUCACAUUCUUCUGCGCAACUUCUCUGACAAACAGUCUUUAUAUCCGGUUGAGGGUGAUCACCAGGCGCUCAUUGACCUCCACCUGUCCCCAUCCGAAUAACUGACAGUGACGCUCACCAAUUCGAACCCCCGGUUAGGUGUUUCACGAGAUUGUAAUAACCUAGCUAGUCAAUUGUCCCGUCGCCAGUCGACCAAAAAACUCAGACAGGCCACUGGUGUCUGGGCGAGUGAAGAGAAUGUAAGGCCGGUCCUGGGGACUCCUUCCUUGUUGCAGAGCACCUCCUCCCCACGAAUAAAAAAUCCCCUGCUUUUUGCACUAUUAUAAGGCGUUAGACUGCUGGCUGACAGGGAUAAACAAGUCCCAAUCCGAGCUAUGAAUCGGUCUGAUAUGCUCUUCAUAGCAUUCUUGUUCGUGUGAGAUCUGAGACCCUGCUUGACUCACGUUAAACAGAGACUUCACGUUAAGUCGGUCUCCGCGUUCAAUCUCACUCAGAGUUGGCUUGAAUCAGACAUGUCAUUGGUGUAGGGCAGAGGGAAGUGAGAGAGAGUUUGAUCCAACUUUCAUUCAAUGCUUAGAUCUCCUGUCACAGACAACCCAGUUCAUUUUGAAAAUACCACGACGUUUUAACAGCCGUGUCUUGGAGGUUUGUCAACUGACGGGAGAACACAAUCGUAUCCGGGACCGAAAAUUUUACUGAAACUGCCCCAUCUUUAUGGAAAUUCGAUAAUCCUCCACCUCAGAUAAGACCUGAGGCGCUUUAAUGAAAUCUGGCGCGUGUGGAUUUAUGGAUCAGGUCAUGUGUGCCACACGUUGAUGGUGACACAUAUCACGGAGGGCGAAAGUGUUUACAUCAAUAGUUGAAAACAGGAGAAUGUCUUCAGAUCACUACACCAGGCCAACUUUAUUAGCCAUGUCGUGAGAUCCACAUCCGGUCUUUCUGAUUUUGUCUUACCAUGGGAACGCUGAGGGUCCUGAAAGAGACAGUGAGCUUGAUGCGGCACAAGUCCGUUCUACUAUAAAGAAAUUCACGCUCAAGUCAUGACCGAGUCCAUCUCAUGAUGCAGUGGUAAACGUGGUCACCUGUGACGGUCGGACUGUGGCACGCCUAAAAGGCUUAAGUCGUUAAGUUCUGAAAGUGCGCCAGCGGAAAACAAGCAUGGACGUUGCAGCGGAAGUCAUUACCCAUGGCAGGUUGUAUUAUGGUGCAGGAUGGUCUUGUCGCAAGUUUCACGCAGAACGCCGAGACUGCUAAUAAGCAAUACAGGAAAGUAACUUCAACCCUCAAUCUACUGAAAUCUCUUUCAGACAGCCUCUUAGAUCGAAUGACGCAGAAUCAUACGAGAGGCCUGGAACAGAGCGGCAGGCAAUCACCGAUACGACCGUUUUCAUGCUUACUCGGGAGGAAACCCCCAAAGUUCACUUGCCUUGUAAGAGGUGUCACAGGGAGUCUGGAAGAGGUACAAACCACUUCAAUUACAUCCGCUGCCUACCUGCCUAUCAAAUAUUUGUUUCUACCAGUACUCGCACUUAAAGUCUAGUUUUGAUGAUCGGUGAAUGCCUUGUUGAUGCUGCUUCCGGGAGGAAGUCGAGCUAAGCCAGCACGAACGAACGUGGCCUAGACCUCGACAUGACAAUCCUCAACUCUACUGCAACCUACCCUAACAAUGACUCACACACAGGGGGGACCCGAGUUCCGCAAACCUGGCCUCUCCAAACAUGGAUAAGUCAGUGCAUUUGCUGUGCUCGGGACGCCAUGUAGUCAACCACUGGCCUUGCUGAUCGAAACCGAUCUAUAGCUCGCACAUCUUAAAGACCGAUUUACAUGGUCUGCCACCAGGGAGGCCCAAACUGUCGUCGUGCACGAGAGCCACGCGAUACGAACUCUUUAUCCAUUUAGAUUCCUUAACGAGUUCACCGUACAAUGUUGCAUGUUAGAUAGAUGGGGUUAUCUCUUCUGUCACUUUUAAGACGAACAGCUAAAAGACUGAAGACAGAAGACUGGCGGAUCAGUCGAAAUCCCAAAGCAGACCUCCAAAAAUAGGUUCGGAAUCUGAGCUCUCCGUAAACAUUUCUCUUUGCGAAUGAGACUGACACCCUAAAUGUGCGCCUGAACACAAUUAAAGAAAGAAGUAGGCACGUAAAAGCUUUUGAAAGCUUUAUGAAUAUGCAAAAACCUAGUUUUAGGUCAAAAGCCGAAGGCUUAAAACCGAAAUACAACCCUUCUAAAUAUUAAAUUUCAGCGAACUAACAGCAAUAAAUAAGAACUUAAAAAUCCUACCAAGGGAAAGCAGCUGUAUAACAUGGAAGUUUAUACGUUUUUUUAUGUAUGGAUUUAUUCUCCUUGGGAAUCAAACUGCCGUCUUCGAGGAAAUACGUUCAGUGAUAUUUUUUGUCGCCGUCUGUUUUCUUGUAUUUAUCCACACUGACUUGCCGCCUUACUACGCUAUUAAGUCUGCUCCAGAUAAGGAAAGGGAUAUUUCGAAAUCAUUCUACUGACCUGUAGAAGAUUCCCUUUUACUCAAGUUUGGUAAGACUAGUAUAUAAACACCCGCCCUGGAAUCCGCGCACGCAUGACUGCUGCUUGCUUUGUUUCAAUGCGUGCUACUAUUAUUGAAUUAUCACGCCAGCUGUUUCCUGUUGGCAGAAUUUUUAUUCACUUUUAACCCUAGCAAUGGCUCUAACUCCUGGCCUACCAUGACCACGCAAAGCACGAAAUUUGCAUUUCGUGAGCCCUCCCAUUACUAAUUGCCGUCCUUUUAUUCGCCCCACCCAAACAACCCCCUGUCUUCCUUUUCCGAUUUUGCGGGUGGUCUGGAGACAGGGGAGAAGGAAGGGGAGGAAGAGACAGUUUUAAGCCAGUCUGACCCUCACUUUAUCUCCUAAUUGGCUGGGUGCGGCAACCUUCUUUCUUUCGCGAAAUCUCUCCUGUGGUGAUGUUGGGAUUUCUCAAGCGCAAUGGCCGCCAGUCGCCCUGUUUGGAUCGCGGCGGGGGAGGCGGUCUGUCCUCCGAAGAACUGUCAUAUUGAAUGCUACCUUAGCUACCCCGUAAUCACUCUGCCGGUAUAUCGUCCCCUAAAACGGCCUACGCGGUAGGUACGUUGGAUCAACACAAGGGCUAGCUCGGAGUACGGUAGGCGUUAUAGGGGAUGCGCACCAACAUUGGGAUUUGGCGGCAGACCCAGCUGCAGGCUCGCAUCGCACCAUUUGGGAUGCGUGCCGCCCCUCCUCCAUCCGUUUUUUGGUUUAUAAAAUCCUGGCCAGUGUCCGUUGUGGACCGGGGGGUGUGGUGGUGCGCAUAGGUGCGGGCUUACGCCCUGCCAGCCACCUGCGGCCUCUCCUGCCUCCUGUCUUCUUGACUCUGUCUUGACGCGGAGCCCAGGUGGGGGGGGGGGGUGGAAGUGCGGUAGAUGCCGUGCAAGUCCACCAUCACUAUCAACUAACGCGUAAUUUACGGUCCCUGCUCUCAAUCCCCUGUGGGACACGCUGUGGACAUCGGCGACAACGACGGUCGAACUGUCUUAUCACAGACAUGCUUUGGGAUCGCCAUUUUUGGUUUCUGUGAAUCCUGACGCAUGCGCGACAGCUGUUUUAUUUCAUGUGCCUGCUCCGGGGGCUGUGUGAUCAUAAUCAAGAUUAGUAGUUUGAUGAUAGCGUUCUUGCAGUAGCUCUGCUUAUUGCCUUCAUCGUUAGCAUAUUGUCCAUCCGGUAGAAGGGAAAAGGUUGCUUCGUGGAUAUUCAAGUACGGCUGCUAUCCCUACUAAAAGUAGCGCCAACUCUGCCUUGAGCGAUUUGUAAGACCCCCUCUUGUGGCAUCGAACGAACCCGGAUUUUUCGGUAGCCAGCAAAACUAUUCAGAGGGUUCAUUACCAGCAUAGGAAUGUACACAAAAGUGUUGGCAUUGACGCUGAAUAAGCAGUCCAGUAUUUGCACUUUUUCUGUUGACCAAAGACCGAAUCCCAGUGGAGUAUUACGGGCCCCCUAUGCGUUUUUAGUUCUUUUGGUCAACUGUAUAUUCGCUGCCGCAGACCCGAGUCGACAUGUAUACGAAAACAUGAAAAUCGUGCACAUUGCUGCCAUUGACAUGUCUUUGCAGUAGUAAGAGGCAUAGUACCGGACACUCGUUUGCACCAUGCUGCGUCGACCGCUAUUAUUGUUAGUACAUCAAACGUCCUGUGGAUGAAAAUGACUAGGCAGUUUUCAUUUAGUCACUACGCAUUGCUGACAGGGGGAAGGUACUGAGCGUUAGGCGGGAGCGCGUCAAUGCCAUGCUACUGAUCUACCGGUCAGCGACUGGCACGCAGCCUUGCAUGGGGUACGCCAGUGUUUGAUGAUGACAAGAAGUGUGACGGGCGCACGCAGUCACAAAGUCUGUGGGCAAAAAACCACUUGUGGCCUUGAAAUGGCUGCACACCGUCGCCGGCCACUCGCAGCCCCAUGGUCUACAGCAUAUGCAUAAUGAUCUAUAUAAAACAGUAUCGAUCAGGAGGGGCAGGGUUUCGAAAUUAGCCGCCUCAAGAGCUGCCAGAAACUAUCGUAGAUUUGGCAGGCUUUCCGCAUUGAUAAAUUGGCAGAACAUUAAGUGUGUCGUCGAAUAUAUUUCCUAUAAGCUUUCGAUUACAAUCAGAGUCCGCCCACUGAGUCUAGAAAAGAUUUACUUCUGGAAGAAAGCAACAUCGGAUCCAGUGCUGGAAAAAAAGACCGAGGUUACUCACUCUCAACUACGACAGGCGUGGGGAGUGGUUUGGAAGCGGAAGGUCAUAUGUGCCAUUUUGUGCUUCAUUCUGUCCCCACGCCCUAUUGGGCCCACAUUACGUUUGCAUAUGCUCUCGAUUUAGUUCGAUUUUUGUGCGAUUCACAUUUUUUAAAAAAAAGAAACAGAAGGCUCUCAGUAUUCACCUUUUGCCACUUCACGGCAGCAGUGCUGCUCACGCAUCAGGCGCUACAGUGGUGGUACCGAGAGUUUGUGGAUUCGGUCAAAUAUAUCGCCCAUUCUGUUUCGAAAUGGCUUCUGCCUCCUGCCAGGAUGUUAUAAAGGAUGUGAAGAGUGUAAGUUAGAAAGAACAGAUAGGUUAGGCUGGCGAGAAAUGUUUCCGUGAUACCGAAAGCCCUGUGAAUGCAACACACGAAUAGGCAAUCAUUGAGACUAUGUUUGAAAGUGGCUUUACUUAGAUUCGGAACGUUUUCGACCCACUGACGUGUAUCUAGCUCCUGCGCGUCGGUUGGAAUACAAACGUACUUUAGCCGACCGAAUUCUGAAUGUCCAGUGGUGUUUGAGCGGUUAAGCAUACAAGACGCCUCCGAACUUUAUUGUCCCUUUCGCUGGAUAUCAGGCGCCUUUCUUGACACCGACAAUCCUAGACUGGAGUAAACAGCAGUCCUUUAGCCCGAGGAAACCCAGUCUUUGUUUGAAUUACGAGAUUCCCAUGCGAAAGUUGAAUUUUACCUGUUAAUUUAUCAGUAUCUUUUCCGCUUUAGCGAUGGGUCUGGAAAGACCGGGACCUAUCUUCUGAUCGACUUGGUCCUAAACCGCAUUAAUAAGGGCGUAAAGGAGCUGGAUGUCGCUGCGUCAAUCGAACAUCUGCGUGACCAGCGCCAAGGCAUGAUCAAGUCCAAGGUCAGUUUGUCGCUGUUGUUUCUGUAUUGUUUUUGAAAUUUAGUUGUCUGUAGAAGGAAUGUAACUAGUGACAGAGGGAGAGAGUGAGAGGAAAAUGACCAUUUAUUCUACCACCUUAUCGAUAUCAUCCCUGUAGGAAUAAUUACCUGUCACUACGCAUGCGCCUUUCAGGACUUUCAGAUUCGAGCGUUAAGACUGAAGGGAACCGAGCAUGCUGCCUCCUGAAUUAAGCACGGUAUCCGGUUAGGAGCAUCCCGUGCAUGGGCAGUGGGUUGCAUCCUGCAGAUGGUGACUGCUUCUCACUGUUCUUAACUGGCAUCCAGUCAUCGGUGGCUCCCCGAAACUAGGCUCUGCAUAGUGGUCACAUUCUGAUAACCGUAUUGACCGGCGGGCUAAACCAGAUCCGGUGUUGUAUGUCCUCACACGCGGUAAUUCUUCUCCCAUUCCCCCCUCCCCUUCCGCCUCAAAAAGUCCUACGGAGAAGGCGACGUGCAAUACCGUAGGCGGCCUAGGUUAACAUGGGUUACGCUCCCACUUAACCAAGCCGUGACCCAUAGUGGAGUUCGGCAGCUGUCUGAGAUGUUUAAACAGCCCCAUCCAAGGAAAAUAGUGCCUACUCCCUCUCGGGGGAAGGGAUUAGAAAGGGUAUUUUGAGCAAAGGCUGGGAUCGCGUCGUUCACACACAGACAGCGACUCACAGAUGUACAACUCACGGUUGAAACAUCCAACCAAACAUCAACCCACGUCCCCACUCCCCACCCCACCCCACAGGUUAGUGGUUAGUUAGUCCGCUCACCCUGACAGCCUGGAAUACUCGUCCUCUUUUAUAUAAUUCGAGGAGCAACCGAUGAGAAAGAAAAAUGGCGCUAGGCGCUCUAGAACUGACGAGCUACAAUGUGGACAUUGUUGCUCUCAGCGAGACUCGCUUUUCGAACAAAGCUAACUGGAGGAGGUUCAUGCAAGCUGCCUAUUCUUCUGGAGCGGCAUCGUGGAGGCAGAACGACGCGACUCUGGUGUCGCCUUUGCCAUCUGGAACAACAUCAUAGGAUGACGGACCUGUCUGCCGCAGGCCAUCGAUGAUCGACUGAUGACACUACGCCUGUUUCUUCGGGAUCCAAAUUCGCCGCCAUCAUCAGCGCUUACGUCCCCCCCCCCCCCUAUGACGAGGCGAAUGACAGAUUCUACGAGGAUGCCCAUGCCCUUCUGGUGACUGUACUGAAGGCGUAGAAGUUGGUGGUCUUGGGUGAAUUUACUGUCCGCGUCCGGACAGACUACGCUGCCUGGGAGUGUCGGGUGUCCAUGAGCUCGGGGUCUGCAACGACAACGGACCCUCUUCUUCUACGAACCUACCCGGAACAUCGCCCUCUUCACGCCGAUGCCUUCUUUCGCCUUCCAAUCCUGGGAAGGUGACCUGAGUACACCCACGGUCGUGGUACUAGCAGCAACUGGACUACGUUGUCAUCCGGGGGCGAGAUUGGCAGCACGUGCUGGUGGCAAACACGAUCUGCGACGUCGACCGUUGGACCAACCAUCACUCCUUAUCUCAAAGAUACAGUACAAGGAGCAAGCUGUACCCGGAGAAUCCUCAAUGUGAGGUUGCAAGACGGAUUCCUGACACGGAAAUGUUGGAACGUACUGGAACCCUCAGCACUCACGUUGUGCUGAGGCAACUACAACUGCACCGGAGAGACCACCUCAUGAGGGUUAUCCAAACGACUCUUCUAUGGAGAUGUCGCUACGGAUGCUCGCCGACAAGAACAAACACUUCGCUACAGGGACAUCCCGAAGAGCUCUCCAAAGCACUUGUAGAUCAACCUGGUGACCCUGGGGAUGGGUGGGGCAUCGCCCAGGGCCGACCGACCCAGAGAAGAGCAGUGAAGUCUAGAGCAAGAAUCUAUAAGGUCAACUGGAUCGCUGCUGCCACAGCCAAAAGAGCGGCUCUCGAGUCAAAGCGCCUCCGAUCUACAACGCCAAUACCCAACCAUCUCCAACAUUUUCACGAUGCCUAGGCAGAUUCGGCGCGCGGAUCGGCCUCGUCAGACAUCUCCGGAUACGAAUAAGACUGCGUUGGAUGUUCUCGGCAUCCAUCAAUUUUCAUGUAAUUGGGAUUGUACCAAACAGGGCGCAUAGUGUGUGUGUGUUGGGGGGGGGGGGGACUCAGGUCUUUAGUGUGCAAUUCGCAGACGGGCUGUUCUUACCUCUGUCAGCCACCUCUCUCAAUGUCAGUAUCAGCUCGGAAAAUCGACUGGGAGGAGACAGUGACAUCGACAGUCUCGACGCAUAUUCCUCACUAUAAACAAUCUGAUGCGUUUGAAUCUUCCACGGUGCGCUAAAUGUCUUAGCUCAAGAAGGAUGUCAACUGACGGGAUAACUCAGGCCUCGCAGUCAGGCCGGUGUGCGUUUGCGUUGAGUGGCCGACUGGUGGACUGAGAUCAGACUGCAAUGGCUACGAUGCCCCUUACGGCAGUCUCACUCAGCUGGGAUCCGAGUCGUCCCCACUUUCUUGUGGCAUUAAAUCCUGGUGGUUUGUGUAGACCAGGAGGCAGUGGUGACACGCCUAGGUGCAGAUUCAAGCCGUGCCAAUCACCUGCGCCCCCUCCCGCCUCUGUUCUUCUUGUCCCUGCCGUGACACUGGGCCCACGUGGCAGAGGAAGAGAGAUAGAGUGUGCGGUGGAUACACAACAAGUCUGCGAUCUCGCGCUCAAGUCACCGUCCUUGCUUUCACCAUGCUGUUGGGCGCACGGCGGACAUCGUCGGAGUCAACGGUCGAAGUGCACAGUUAGGUUUUGUUAAAGCGUCUGCAGUUUCAAGUCCACAGGUCAUAGCCGCUCAGCGCUUUUCAGGCGCCCAUGAAUCUCCCUCUUGCAUUGACGAAGUUGUUCAGCUCUUGUGACACUUUGCCGGUAGCCUUUUUAUUUCCCAGUAGUUUUCUCCUAUUGAGGGUCUCUUCGACCGCUUGUGGAUGAUGCUCGCGUUCUCCCCCAGAUCCACGCCUUCCCAUAAUUAUCGCCAGAUUCUCAAAUGAGUGCUGGGGGCCCGAAGCUUCAGAGGUUUAAACCUGUAGUUCGCACGUUUUUGGAUGGAUCUUCUUAGCAGAUACCAAUCAUACGUUAGAGAGGCGAGAGAUCUGAAAGGCUCCACGCUUGGUCUGAACCGCGUGACUAUUAAUUUCAGCCCGUAGCCCGUAUUUCAACGCUCCCACAUUUUAAUUGGGCAACUAUGAGUGGGCUUCGUGCCAGCAGAUCGUGCAAAACGAUUAGGACAGGACUGUAGAAUUAACGAGUAAAGUCUGGGUGCAAGUUAGAGAGCCGGUACGAUAUCUGCCAGCUGCAGAAGAGAUUGACUUGAAACUACAUCGGGACAGAGAGGUAGCCAAAAUUCUCGAAGGGCAAGAUGGGUUUGGGACGAGUGAUUUCCGUAGAAACGACCGGUGAGCGCCCCUCUACCAUUGUAUGCUCCCGAUUGCAUCCAACGGGACAAGGAGCCCGUGGCUCAGUGGUUAAAGGCGUUAGACUUCUAACUAACAGGUCGCGGGAUCGAGCCCAGGUGUUUCACACUUUGGGGUUGGGUAUGACUGGCUGUCGGCGGCUAAUAAGCCAGAAAUGAUCAUUCCAAUUUCCCUUGUCUUUGUCGGCAGUACCAUUCUGCCUACAUCAGGCGCCGCUGUGUUGCUGCUGCCGGGCUCGAGAGAGCGCCCCUCUACCAGUGAGCUCUCUGCUCACGUGGGAUGAUGUCGGCGGAUAUGGGGGUGGAGAUGCAGAGAAGGGCUUAACUACAUGAAAGUAUGGUGAUGAAGAGGACAAAUAGAAAAUAGAGCAGGGGAGAUCAGGUAGCUUAUCCAAGACAGCAGCCUUCAUUGUUCCAACUGCGACAGCCUCCAACUUUUUGAUGCGCUAGAUAAAGGUUUUCCAUGCCGGAUCUUCGUACGGCAGUUCUAGCUACUUGUCCUCACCGCAACGCCACACAAGUUUAUGACAGUAUGGCAUCAAGUGGUUCUCAGCGUGGGACUGUCAUAGGGGAAUCUUUUGUGGCCGUACGCUAGAUGGAUUAGAGCAGCCAUCCCAGGCAUGUUGGCGGUUGUGCUGAACAGUAUUCUGGUGGUAACAACCUAAAUGAGCCUGUUCGGAAAAAAGUGCAGGGAAUUUUUCCGAGGCUCGCAGAACGAUCUUCAUUUGGUGGGGCAGACCAACGCACGUCUCAGUGUCAAAGUUACGGUCAUAAUGUAAAAGCACCCAGAGAUUUUGUACAAAAUACUCCGUUCCAGAAAAGAACUGCAUGACAAGGUUAAGAUGUUUUUUGCCUACAGGGCCGUUCAAGAACGCAGACCAAAUUUUUUAAAUUCUCAUUGCUUCACUAGAUUAACAAAAUUAGGCAAUGGGACAACGUGCCGCCGUACGUUAAGUAAGACGGUUAUCACGCCGAUAGAUUUACUACUAGCAAUUUAACUGCAUUAAUAUUUGGAAUGUGGUAGCCGGAAGAGCACAAGAAGUAGACUGGAGUCAGGGGGCGUUGGUUCCGGCUAUAGGUUUAUAAUGAAAAUGGAAACCUAGUCUCCACGAUAUCAGCUGACAUUUAUACUUUCUUUGCCAUCUUUUAAUGCAGGAGCAGUUCAAGUUCGUUCUGGCUUCAAUCGCCGAAGAAGUGAACUCGAUGCUUAAUGCCGUGGGGUAA
Molecule: messenger RNA, 22179 nt
Organism: Spirometra erinaceieuropaei
Lineage: Eukaryota; Metazoa; Platyhelminthes; Cestoda; Diphyllobothriidea; Diphyllobothriidae
Source: the annotation of a GenBank genome assembly